CCUUCUUCUGCUUCUAGAAAAACGGCACGCAGCCCUAGAGGCCCCCCCUCCCUCUUCUCUCCCCCACCUCUGUCUUUGUCUUCUUCACAUCUCCACACGCCUCUCUCUCUCUCUCUCUCUCUCUCUCUCAAUGCUCAAGAACGUACAAAACAUCCCCAUUUAAAGGCAUUAACCGUUGCCAGUGAACCAAUCCUCCCAGUCUCUCUCUCUCUCUCUGAGCUCAAUCCUUAUCCGACACCGUUUUCAUGUGAAUUCGUGUCCGCCUGUAUCCUCAUCCUCAUCAGCGUCAUGUAUAUAACGGCCUCGUCCUCGUCUUCGGCUUCCUCAAUCCUCAGGGCUGCUGCUGCUGCUUCUUCCCCUUCCUAUCUUAGGGCCAGGUUCUUCUCUACAUCUCUUUCUCGAAGCUUUGUCGCCUCUUCUUCCCCUCCCAAGCACUCUCCUUCUCUUCCAGCCUACCGAUCCUUGAACUUCUCCUCCGCUGUUCGAUCUGUCCGCUUCUCCCCCCCUCGCUGGAGCCACGGUGUCGAUUGGCGCUCUCCGAUCAGUCUCCGCUCUCACGUCAGGGCCGUAGCUCCCGUGAUCGAACGCUUCCAUAGGAAGAUCGCCACUAUGGCCUCUGAAAAUCCUUUCAAGGCAAACUUGACUAGUCUUCCCAAGGCAGGAGGUGGCGAGUUUGGAAAGUUCUACAGCCUUCCAUCUUUUAAUGAUCCAAGGAUCGAGAAGUUGCCGUACUCAAUCAGAAUCCUUCUGGAGUCUGCAAUUCGCAAUUGUGAUAACUUCCAAGUUAAGAAGGAAGAUGUUGAGAAAAUUAUUGAUUGGGAGAAGUCUUCUCCAAAGCAAGUUGAAAUCCCUUUCAAGCCUGCCCGUGUUCUAUUGCAGGAUUUUACUGGAGUUCCUGCUGUUGUCGACCUUGCUUGUAUGCGGGAUGCCAUGAACAAACUCGGAAGUGAUUCUAACAAGAUUAACCCUUUGGUUCCUGUGGAUCUUGUAAUUGAUCAUUCAGUUCAGGUUGAUGUAGCAAGGUCUGAAAAUGCCGUGCAGGCCAAUAUGGAUCUUGAAUUUCAGAGAAACAAGGAGAGGUUUGCUUUUCUUAAAUGGGGGUCUACUGCUUUCCGCAACAUGCUUGUUGUUCCUCCUGGUUCUGGUAUUGUGCAUCAGGUUAAUCUUGAAUAUCUUGGACGGGUUGUUUUUAACGCCGAUGGCAUACUUUAUCCUGAUAGUGUGGUUGGAACUGAUUCCCAUACAACCAUGAUCGACGGGUUAGGAGUUGCUGGCUGGGGAGUGGGAGGUAUUGAAGCAGAGGCAGCAAUGCUUGGCCAGCCCAUGAGUAUGGUGUUGCCUGGUGUUGUUGGGUUCAAGUUAUCUGGAAAAUUGCGCAAUGGCGUCACUGCUACCGACUUGGUUUUAACUGUGACACAAAUGCUGAGGAAGCAUGGUGUUGUUGGCAAAUUUGUGGAGUUCUAUGGGGAUGGAAUGGGUAAACUAUCACUAGCUGACAGGGCCACUAUAGCCAAUAUGUCUCCUGAAUAUGGUGCAACUAUGGGAUUCUUCCCUGUAGACCAUGUCACUUUACAGUAUCUCAAAUUAACCGGAAGAAGUGAUGAGACGGUGGAAAUGAUAGAAGCUUAUCUUAGGGCAAAUAAAUUGUUUGUCGACUAUAAUGAGCCUCAACAAGAAAGAGUGUACUCCUCUUACCUACAACUGGAUCUCGCAGAUGUUGAACCCUGCCUUUCAGGACCAAAAAGACCUCAUGAUCGGGUGCCUUUGAAAGAAAUGAAGUCUGAUUGGCAUUCUUGUCUUGACAACAAAGUUGGAUUCAAGGGGUUUGCUAUACCAAAAGACGUACAAGAGAAAGUGGCCAAGUUUUCAUUCCAUGGACAGCCAGCAGAGCUUAAGCAUGGUAGUGUUGUAAUUGCUGCAAUCACAAGCUGCACCAAUACAUCAAACCCUAGUGUCAUGCUUGGGGCAGGUCUUGUUGCAAAAAAGGCUUGUGAACUUGGUUUGCAGGUCAAACCAUGGGUUAAGACAAGUCUUGCCCCUGGAUCUGGAGUUGUUACAAAAUAUUUGCUCCAGAGCGGACUGCAAAAAUACUUUAACCAGCAGGGCUUCAAUAUUGUUGGAUAUGGCUGCACAACAUGUAUUGGGAAUUCAGGGGAUUUAGAUGAAUCAGUUGCUUCUGCUAUUACAGAAAACGACAUUGUGGCAGCUGCUGUACUUUCUGGGAACAGGAAUUUUGAGGGUCGUGUUCAUCCAUUAACAAGAGCUAACUACCUUGCCUCGCCUCCUUUAGUUGUUGCCUACGCCCUUGCUGGCACGGUUGACAUUGACUUCGAUAAGGAGCCAAUUGGCACGGGGAAGGAUGGUAAGAGUGUCUAUUUUAGGGAUAUCUGGCCUUCUACAGAAGAAAUUGCAGAGGUUGUUCAAUCCAGUGUGUUGCCUGAAAUGUUCAAAAUUACUUAUGAGGCUAUUACAAAAGGCAAUCCUAUGUGGAAUCAGCUUUCAGUUCCAACUGGCACCCUGUAUUCAUGGGACUCCAACUCAACCUACAUCCACGAGCCUCCAUACUUCAAGGGCAUGACCCUAGAUCCUCCUGGAGCCCAUGGAGUGAAGGAUGCAUACUGCCUACUGAACUUUGGUGACAGUAUUACAACAGAUCACAUUUCCCCAGCAGGAAGCAUUCACAAGGACAGUCCUACUGCAAAAUACCUUCUUGACCGUGGAGUAGAUCGCAAGGACUUCAAUUCUUAUGGAAGUCGCCGGGGCAAUGAUGAAGUGAUGGCUAGGGGAACUUUUGCCAAUAUUCGCAUUGUUAACAAGCUCUUGAGUGGGGAAGUGGGCCCAAAAACAGUUCACAUUCCUACCGGCGAGAAACUCUCUGUUUUUGAUGCAGCAACGAGGUACAAGGAUGCUGGGCAGGACACCAUCGUACUGGCUGGUGCUGAAUAUGGGAGCGGAAGUUCCAGGGACUGGGCCGCCAAAGGUCCAAUGUUAUUGGGUGUUAAAGCAGUGAUUGCCAAAAGCUUUGAGAGAAUUCAUCGCAGUAAUUUGGUUGGAAUGGGUAUUAUUCCACUUUGCUUCAAGUCUGGUGAGGAUGCAGACACACUAGGAUUGACCGGCCACGAACGAUACACCAUUGACCUCCCAAGCAAAAUUAGCGAGAUAAGGCCAGGCCAAGAUGUGACUGUCACAACUGACAGUGGAAAAUCUUUCACCUGCAUUUCCCGCUUUGACACUGAGGUGGAAUUGGCUUAUUUCAAUCACGGAGGCAUUCUUCCCUAUGUUUUACGGAAUUUGACCAAGCAAUAAAACAAUUAGGAGUGCAUUGUUGGAUUUUCGACCUUGCCAUAUCCUUGUGAGUUCUUCCUUCCAUGUUGGGGGGAGUGAAUAAAACGUCUUAACAAUAGGAAACAAAAAUUCUGUUUUACGGGAUAUAUAGCUAUUUUCAGCUUUUGAAACAUAAUCAUAAUCGAGGGUUGCCAAGGAUAUGUUUUGCCUAUUUCAGGAAAAGGAAGAGUAUACUUUACUCAA
Molecule: messenger RNA, 3528 nt
Organism: Juglans microcarpa x Juglans regia
Lineage: Eukaryota; Viridiplantae; Streptophyta; Magnoliopsida; Fagales; Juglandaceae
Product: aconitate hydratase, cytoplasmic-like
Exons: 20
Coding region: 289-3306 (1005 amino acids)
Biological process (GO): citrate metabolic process; tricarboxylic acid cycle
Cellular component (GO): cytosol; mitochondrion
Molecular function (GO): 4 iron, 4 sulfur cluster binding; aconitate hydratase activity
Source: RefSeq, a predicted model, not a curated record